Cylicocyclus nassatus is the source of this 702-nucleotide messenger RNA. NCBI's taxonomy places the organism in Eukaryota, Metazoa, Nematoda, Chromadorea, Rhabditida, Strongylidae. The record is from the annotation of a GenBank genome assembly.
AUGCGAGAGCGCAUGGAGUCGGCGCUGGCAGCAAUCAACGGAAAGGUGGACGCCAUCAUCCAACUAAUGCACGAACAGCGGCACCAACUAGAGGUCAUGGUCGAAAGGACUAACCUGAGGAGCAACUGUGUAUUCUGCACAGUUGCGGAUAAUCGCGACCAGCACCCCACUGGAAGGUGCUGCAAGUACCCUGAUGCUGUGGCCAGAGCAGUCCAAGCAGCAGCUCUUGAAUUAUGCGAGCGCUGCCUACAAUCCAAACACCGCGAUGAAUGCGGUGUCACCUGUCCAGCAUGUGCUCUCGCUGGUGUAGAUACUCCACGUUUCUGCUAUCAUGAUCGUCUAUCGAUUGCUGGAAAUUGCAGAAUGUGCCUUGUUGAAGUCGAGAAAAGCAUCAAGCCUGUCGCAUCAUGCGCAAUGCCAGUGAUGAAAGGAAUGAAAGUGAAGACAGACUCGGAAUUUGCUCGUAAAGCUCGUGAAGGUGUAAUGGAAUUCUUGCUAGUGAAACAUCCCCUAGAUUGUCCUAUAUGUGAUCAGGGAGGUGGAUGCGAUCUCCAUGAUAGUCAAUGGCUUUUGGCAGCGAUCGCAGUCGACUUCGUGCCACAUAUGAGGAAAAAGGUUUUUUAUUUCCUGAGGGCCGUGGAAGAACAAGAACAUAAGUCCUUUGAUCAUGACCUCUAUAAAUCGCUGUAUUCACUGCACUAG